Molecule: messenger RNA, 5418 nt
Organism: Seriola dumerili (greater amberjack)
Lineage: Eukaryota; Metazoa; Chordata; Actinopteri; Carangiformes; Carangidae
Gene: cfap44
Product: cilia and flagella associated protein 44
Exons: 34
Coding region: 1-5418 (1805 amino acids)
Molecular function (GO): protein binding
Source: RefSeq, a predicted model, not a curated record
AUGGCGGAAGAAGACACAGCUUGUGUCGGUGAAAAGGCUGAGGAAAACACUGAAGCAUGUGAUACUGAGCACUCAGUGAUGCAGCAGGAGAUUGACGAGGAAUCACAAAAGCAGCUCUCUGCAGACACGUACUACAAGUAUGAGGAUGUUUACUCCAGACCAUCCAUCACACCCGACUCUGAAAUCCCAGAGAACCUCCUGCACCUUUCUCAUUCCUUUGGAUACGACAGUGGGCGCAGGGCGAACCUGCAGGUGCUGGAUGACAGAACUCUGAUCUUCAUAGCAGGUAACCUGCUCGUCCUGCUGGACAUUUCCACCAAGGAGCAGAGAUACCUCCGCUCCUGCAGCGGAGGAGGAAUCGGCUCCAUCACGGUACACCCUAGCAAAGACUACUUUGUUUCAGCAGAGAAGGGAAACCAGCCCAACGUCAUUAUAUAUGAAUAUCCCUCGUUACGACCGUACCGCAUCCUCAGAGGUGGUACAGAGAAGGCGUACAGCUUUGUGGAUUUUAACCGUGACGGGAGCCUGCUGGCCAGUGUGGGCUGCGAGCCUGACUACAUGUUGACGCUGUGGAACUGGAGGCAGGAGGAGGUGAUGCUGAGCUGCAAGGCCGUUUCUCAGGAGGUCUACAGAGUCAGCUUCUCCCCAUACAACCCAGGACUGCUCACGUCAUCAGGAUCUGGACACAUCAAAUUUUGGAAAAUGGCUAGCACAUUCACUGGUCUUAAAUUGCAAGGACUUAUUGGAAAUUUUGGAAAAACCGCAGCGACUGAUAUCGAGGGCUACGUGGAGCUUCCUGAUGGAAAGGUGGUGUCCGGCACAGACUGGGGCAACUUGCUGCUGUGGGAUGGAAAUGCCAUUAAGGUGGAGAUUUGUCGAAAGGAGGGGCGGACCUGCCACGCCGGGAUGGUCCAGCCAUUUGCCCUUGAGGAUGGACAGCUGAUGACAAUUGGCUCUGAUGGAGUAGUCCAGGGCUGGGACUUUGAGAGCAUCGACUCUGCCGACAGUAGCAGCGACUGCAGCAGGUUUGAGAUUGAGCCCAUGAAUGAGAUGGUGGUCGGACACAACGUCUGCCUCUCCUCUGUGGUGAAGAGCUCCCUGCCUGACUCUUUCAUCUGGUUUGCUCAGGAUUCCAGCGGAGCCAUCUGGAAACUGGAUCUUUCCUUCACCUACACGACUCCUGAUCCAGAGUGCCUGUUUUCCUUCCACGCCGGAGCGAUCCAGGGCCUGGAUGUGUCGAAGAAAUCCCACCUGAUGGCCACGACCGCUCUGGACCGUUCAGUCCGAGUUUUUGAUUUCCUGGCGAAAACAGAGCUGACCACCAGCCGCUUCAAUCAGGGUGGAACUGCUCUCAGCUGGGCUCCACCUUUGGUGAACCAGGGUGGAGGUUUACUGGUGACGGGUUUUGAGGACGGGGUGGUCCGCUUACUGGAGCUGUACAACCCACAGAGGCUGAAUGUGGUCACCGGGCGCAGCCCCAAAGGAGAAGCAAAGCUGCGCCUCAAACAGGCCUUCAAACCCCAUAAUGCCCCUGUAACUGCUGUGGCAUAUGAGCGAAACGGAGACAUCUUAGCCACAGGAAGCUCAGACUGCACUGUGUUCUUCUUCAUUGUCGGGGAAAAAUACAACCCCAUCGGCUUUGUCCACGUUCCCGGGCCUGUGCAGGGGCUGGAGUGGUCACCUCAUUCCCAUAGUGAAAACAGGCUGCUCAUCCUGUGUCAGAGUGGUCACGUGACUGAGGUGCAGUGUCCUGACCCGGAGGCCCAGAAGCCAACUAAAACCUUCCAGCUGCCUGAGCUGUCCAGCAGAUCCUUCAGGUUCAGGAGCAUCAAAUCUCGAAUCAAGAGAGAAGAGGAAGUCGCAAGACGUCAAGCUGUAAAGGAGAAGAAGAGGAAAGAGAGAGAAAAGAGGUUGAAAGAAUCGAAGCAGCCAGAAGCAGAGCAAGAGGAAGAAGAAGAGGAGAAAGAGGAAGAGUUACCGCCUAUCUACAUCCCCGACCCUCCAAGUCCUCUCUACUGUGGCUUCUACUCACAGCCUGGCCAGUUCUGGCUCUCCAUGGGAGGCUUUGACUCAGGUUUCUUGUAUCACUGUAAGUUCUCUGAGAAGCAGGAUGAGGAUCCGGACCAACGGCAGGAUGAGCCCUUUGGCUUCCUGCCUGUUGACAACACAGAUGACGACCCUAUUUGCUCCGUCAACUUUAGCUCCAACAGACAGCUGAUGCUCUGCGGCAUGCACUCAGGUUCCAUCAGGGUUUACCUGCUGCAGCCCGGUGACCACAGCCUCACCUCCAUGCAGGCCUACUGGGCUCUCAGUGUUCACGACAACCAGUACGGGCAGCUGCGACACAUUCGCUGUAGCCAUGACGAACACUUUGUGCUGACCGCGGGAGAUGAUGGGAACAUCUUCUCCUUCAGCCUGCUUCCUCCAGAGGAGCUGCAGAAAGGGAUCCAGAGAAAGAGGGCCAAGGUUCCUUCACCGAGGGUGGGUCUUGAAAAUGAGGCAUUGGCUCAGGACAUUGAGGACCCAGCAGCUUACAGCAUAGAGACGGCUAAACAGAAGCUGGAGAAGGACCGUCUGCAACGGGAGGCUGAGCUGAAGAUCACAGAGAAGCGGAAGAAGAUGGCUCAGCUCCAGAAGAAGUUUAAAGAGGUGCUGGACAUAAACCAGAGUCUGCCGGAGCAUGUUCGCCUGAAACCUGAGGAGCUGCAGCUGGAUCAGCGUUUCAGUGAGGAGGCAGAAAGGGUGAAGUCCCAGCGGGUGAUGGAGGUCAGAAAGCAGCUGGCCUGGGAGGAGGAGCGUGCCCACAUAGCACUCAGCAAACUACAGGAGUGGUUCAAAGACUCUCUGGAGGACAAAGUGGUCACUGUGGUCGCCAUCUGCACCGACCACAAAGUCUCUACCUACCGUUUGCCAACGCUCACCAAGCCUUCAACCCAGCUCAGACAUCAGAGCAAACACAGCCAGCUUGACAGAGAUACUGCACCAGAACGCAGGAAAUCCAGAGCCGAGCCUGCAAAAGACAGCGGUAGCAUAGAGGAGGAGGAGGUGGUACGUCCUAAGGUGGCGCGUCCAGCAGGGAUUAAGCUGGGAGACCGGCAGGUCGAGAGGCUCAGAAAGGCUGCUGAGAAAGCUGAACAAGCUCGAGCCAAAAUAGAGAAAAGGAAGCAGGAAUGGGAUCAACUUUACGCAGAGAAGCCAGACGACAACUGUGAGGAUCCUCUGGACGUGCAGGCCAUCUGUAAAGCCAGAGAGAACAUCGGAGACUUAAAACUGAAGUCAGCCAAAGACUUCACGGUGCCCAAACACCUGAGGAUGAACACUGAGAGCAAGAGAGCACAGCUGAUUGGCCUGGAGGAAAAUAUCCGUGAGAAGCAGACUGAGAUGAAUGGACGUAUCGUGGCGUUGCGGGACUCAAAGGUUUGCCUGGUGUCUCAGUUGCGCGCUCAGGCUCAGCAGCUCCAAAAGGUCCAGCAGCGUCUGGCGGCCCAUCUCCAUCGCCCUCCACCCGCCCUCCCGACCAUGCUACCGGAGGAAACCCCGGAGAAGAGGCUGCAGUACAGCCGCGCCACCCUGGAGCGAUACCGUGUUCUGAGGGAACAGAGAUUUAAGUCCAUUCAGCAGGAGGAGCAAGGGGGAACUACAGAUUUGUUGGAACAGCUGGAGAAAGAGAUGAAGGGGGAGAAGGAGAAAGAGGAAGAUGAUCAGGAGAGAGGAGAAGAGGGGACUUCCAGCACCCAAAGAAGAACCAGAGAAGAAGAAGACACAUCAGAGGAGGAGGGAAUGGAGCUGAGCGAGCUUGAGGAGAAGCUCCGUAGGGAGAAGGAGAUCAGACUGUUGUUUGAGCAAGACUCCCUGCUGGAGCAGAUGGAGAGUUCAGUGUGUCAGUUUGACGCAAAGCUCAUGCUGCUGCGUCACCAGAAGCUACGUCUGGACUGGCAGCUGAAGAUGGCCGACCUCCGUCAGCUGACGCUCUACCAGGAGCUGCUGCUGCUCAAGGAGUUUGACAGGAGGGAGGACAGCCUGCAGGAGAAGCUCAACGCACGUGUGAAGGAGGAGAACAGCAUUGUGUCAGAGCUGGAGGAAUGUAAGGAACAGCUGGAACUGAAGCAGAGAGACAUAGUCAAGCUGCAGGAGAGAGAGAAGGCCCUGAUCACGACCUUCCAGGCCUCGCUGGGCGAAGACAACAAGUUUGAAGAGUUUCUGACCAGAGUCUUCAAGAAGAAGGUCAAACGUGUCAAGAAGAAGGAGCAGACAGGAAGUGAAGAGGAAGAGGACAGCGAUGAAGACUCUGAUGAAGAUGAUGACUGGGAUGAUGAUGAUGAUGAUUUUGACAGCGGCACGGAGGAUGGAGGUGCUGCUCUGGAUGACAGCGUUUGCCCUCCAGGCUGUGAGCCAGAGUUGUUUGAGAAUACACUGCAGCUGCGUGAGCGUCGACUGGACCUGGAGGAACUGCUGGUGGAGGAGAAGAAGAGUGCUGAAGUUCUGAAGAAGGAGUGUGACACCCUCACCAAGAAGGAGAAAGCGGUGAAGAGCGGUCGGAAGGCAGUAGAGGACGACUUGGAGUUGGUCAACAGAGAGAAGCAAAAGAAAAUGAAUGAACUGGAUGUGGUGGUUCCUCUCAGACUGCACCAGAUUGAGUUUGUUUUUAACGGCUCAGUGCCAUCCGAUCUGAGCUCGGCGUUGGUGGUGGACAGGACGGAGUUGAGCAGGCUGCAGGAGCGAAUCAAACAGCUGCAGGUGGAGAAGAGCCAGCAGAGAGAUCUGUACACCCAGGCCCGCCAGCAGCACGUCAGGCUCAUCCACGACCGCAGGGACAUGGACACUAAGAUACAGGUGCUGGAGAAGCAGUGCGACGAGCUGAUGAUGAUGAAGUAUGGGAGACUGCUGGAUCUGGAGGCUCUGCAGACGCUGUCAGGGAACAGGGUGCUGGAGGAGCUCAAGCAGGAAAAGCUCAUUAAAGAAGCCGCAUACGCCAAGGAAAUCAAACAGUGGGAUGCGAAGGUAGAAGAGGCGCGUCAGAAUCUGAUGGAGGCGACCAAGACUAACACAGAACGUCUCCUCAGCAUGUCAAACCUCUUAGACCACAAGAGGGACCUGGAGCGUAAACUCAAUGCCAGGCAGAAAAAAGUGGGCAGGCCGUUCCAGGAUUACAGGAGACAUGUGGAUCAGGAGGAGAUCCACAAACUAAAGAUCCUGGUGAAAACACAGUCGCAGCAGGCUGAGGUCCUCAGGAGAGAGAUUGGCCACCUGUCCCGUAAAGGAGGCCACGUCUUGCCCCCCGGCCAGGCCCCGCUGCCCCCGCUCCCCCCCUUGCCCACCUCCACAGCCCGCACAAAAAUCGGCAAACAAGGAUCGGGACGUCCUUCCCACCUGCUAACCAAAGUGCAAAACUCACAGAAUAGACAGGGAGCUAUUUAA